This is a messenger RNA of Andrographis paniculata, 3594 nucleotides long. RefSeq names its product nitrate regulatory gene2 protein-like. The record is from RefSeq and is a predicted model, not a curated record. Lineage: Eukaryota; Viridiplantae; Streptophyta; Magnoliopsida; Lamiales; Acanthaceae. Bases 205 to 2658 code for a protein of 817 amino acids. The transcript is spliced from 4 exons.
UUUAAGUAUUGCAGGAAUUGGGACAUCGUAAAAUGCAGUGUGCAUUGCAGUGUCUUAACGACGACGGUGAUGGCAGUUGAACCGCCGUCUGCCGCCGUUCUCCGCCCCCCAGCUCCGCCGCCCCGGUUUUUAUCUGAUUUAUUAUCAUAUUUUACCUUUAUUGAUUUUCUUGUAUAGGAAAAGGGUAGCAGUUAGUCUCGAGAAAUGGGAUGCGCAGAGUCCAAGCUGGACAACGAGGACACGUUACGGCGGUGCAAGGAGCGGCGCCGCCUCAUGAAGGAGGCUGUCUACGCCAGCCACCACCUGGCCGCCGCCCACUCCGACUACUGCCGCUCCCUCCGCACAACGGGCUCCGCCCUCGUCGCCUUUGCCUCCGGCGAACCCCUCGCCGUGUCCCACCACACCCCCGCCGUCCUCCUCCGCACUCCCCCGCCGUCCACCGCCGCCGCCGCCUCAGAUCCCAAACCUCCUCCCGCCACCUCCCCCCACCCCCAACCACCGCCUCCAACCUCCACCGCCUCCAAUCACCACCACCUCCAACCUCCUCGGCCGCCAAUCCGCCGUAAGAAGCCAAUGAAACUCCCCCACAUCCUCUCCGACUCCAGCCUCGCCUCCUCUCCGCCGCCGCCUCCGCGGCGGCGCAACCAAAUUGGCCGCACGAAUUCAACCUACUCAACCACUCCUUCCCAAGCUUCCUCCGUCUGGAAUUGGGACACUUUCUACCCUCCCCCCUCUCCCCCCAAUUCCGAAUACUUCGACAAACUCCACCGCCGCCGGACCACCGCCGCCGCCGCCAACAAUUCCUCCUCCUCCUCCUCCUCCUCCGAUGACAAAUCCUCAAUCCACACAUCAUCGGACAAUCCAAAUCUACGAGGAGAAGGAUUUCAAAAUCCUUUUGGCGCCAACAACAGCAAACAAUUCCGAGAUCGCGCAUCGAAUUACUCCUCACACUCACCGGAAACGAUCUCCGACAACUGGCGAGGACCGAACAAACGGCCGAUCAAAGACGACGACGACGAUGAGUACGAGGAGACAGAGAGGGAGGAAGUGCAGUGCAGUGAAUGGGGAGACCAUGAUCAUUACAGUAGCACCACAACUUCCUCCGACGACGACGAUUACGAUGAUUACAACGAUGAAGACGAAACCGAUGAUCUCAAGUCGAGAUCCGAUUUUCAGACAAGGUCCACGAAAAAUGAGGCUGGAAAGGCCUUUGCUGAUACAGGGCAGACAAAUGUGGAUAUGAAUUUCAAUCCAUCUACUAAGAAAUCGGAGAAUCUAAUCUCCGACAACAAGUUAUCGGUUAGUCGCGAUGGCGAUAGGAGCAAGGAAACAUCGAAUUCAGACCAAAGGAUAAUGGUUAGACAUGAGAAUUUCUCCGAGAUUGUUGCAGCCAUUAACGAGUAUUUCGUUAAGGCUGCAUCGGCCGGAGAUCAGGUGUCGGAGAUUCUCGAGAUCGGAAGGGCUCAGCUCCACCGGAGCUUGAAGAAGACUGUAUAUCAUUCUACUGGAAUAUUGAGUAAGUUGAGCUCGAGCUGGAGAUCGAAGCCGCUGUUGGGAGUUAAAUACAGGUUCGAGCAAUUGAGUGAUGCAAAGAGCCUUUGUUCGACCUUGGAACGCCUCUUCACGUGGGAGAAGAAGCUAUAUCAAGAAGUGAAGGCUAGAGAAGGAGUGAGAAUAGAGCAUGAGAAGAAGCUAUCGUCGCUACAGAGUCAAGAGUAUCGCGGUGGACAAGACACGAAGAUAGACAAGACAAAGGCAUCUAUAAAUAAGCUUCAAUCCCUUUUCGUUGUGACAUCUCAGGCCGUGUCCACCACCUCCUCUGCUAUCACUCGUCUCAGAGACUCCGACCUUGUCCCUCAGCUCGUCGAGCUUUGUCACGGGUUCAUGUACAUGUGGAGAUCGAUGCACCGAUUCCACGAAGUCCAGAAUGAUAUAGUGCAGCAAGUUCGGGGCCUCGUCGUCGCAGCAAACAAAGGGGCGACGACAACCUCCGAUCUGCACAAGCAGGCGACGCGUGACCUCGAGUCCGCCGUAUCCGCAUGGCAUUCCAGUUUCUGCAGCUUGAUCAAAUUCCAACGCGACUUUUUCUGCUCGCUCCACGGAUGGUUCAAACUCACCCUUCUCCCCGUCAACGCCGAGCCCGCUCCUGGAGGUCGCGACCUCUCGGAGGUUUUCACCUUCUGUGACGAGUGGAAACUCGCGCUCGAACGAAUCCCCGACACAGUUGCAUCGGAGGCUAUCAAGAGUUUCAUCAACGUCAUCCACUCGAUAUCUUUGAAGCAAAUGGAGGAACUGAAGAUCAAGAAACGAACCGAUACUGCAUCCAAGGAGCUGGAGAAGAAGUCCUCUUCGCUAAGGCACAUCGAGCGAAAGUAUUACCAAUCCUAUUCUACAGUCGGGAUAGGCCUCCCCUAUACAGGGCCAGAUAUUAGCCACAUCUUGGAUGCGCGCGAUCCACUGGCUGAGAAGAAGGCGGAGCUUGCGACAUGUCAAAGACUUGUCGAGGACGAGAUGCUUAAGCACUCGAAGGCAGUCGAGGUAACUCGGGCAAUGACACUGAACAACAUUCAGACAGGAUUGCCGGGAGUUUUCCUAGCCAUGACUAGUUUCUCGGCGCUAAUGACCGAGGCCCUCGAGAAAGUUUGCACCAAAUCAUAAGCGAUUUAGGAAACAAAAAGGCCUCGAAAAACCGGUACAUUAUUGUUUUUUCUUGCCCUGUGCUAUAGAAUUAUAUAUAUCAUCAUCAUCUUCAAACGCAGUUUGAAACUACUAGAGAGAUGGGAAGCAGAUUGUCUUCAGAAUGUUUUUGAAUUCUUUUAGAUUGGUGUUAUUUCUCUUCUCAUAUUUUGUUUGUUUUGAUAUGUGAAAAAUAAUUGGAGUCUUGCAGAGAUGGGAGUUAUGAAUAAACUUUAGCUGCCCUGCCAUCUCUGCUCAUAUCUGUAAUUUGUUUUGUUCUUUUUUGACUGCUGUGAUGUUUCAUCACAGCAGCAACAGGCACAGGUUCCCUCCCCACCCCACCCCACCCCACCACUAUAUUGUACUGCUACUACUACUACUACUAUGUAAUGCCUAGAGGUGAUGUAUUGUUGUCUAACCAAGGAAAGUGUCAUUGGCUGGUUGGAAGAUGUUGGUACAAUGAAGAGGAAACAUAGGGACCAACCAUACAGGACUGGACACUGGACCUACUUUUUCUUUUUUAAAUAAGAGAGGUAAUAAUUUGUACUGAAGAGAAAGACUAGAGUGCUUAUUAUAGAGUAAUCAGUCCUAUUGAUACUCUAAUGUUAUAGUAGUAUUGCAUUAAGAGAUGAAUGAUGGCACUACUGGAUUAUAGCCAAGUUGGCGUUGUCAAUGUCAGGGUUAGCCAUGGUGGCUUGAUUUCCAUCCCUGUCCUGUCUGCCUACAUGUCUACAUACUCGACUGGACUACUUACUGUUACUGCCUUGUCCCCACCCCAAGAUUUUCAUGUAAAAUUGCUUUUAUUAUUCAUUUAGUGUUGUACUUGCUACAUUACACACAUAAAGUAGGGGUUGCUGGAUAGGGUAGAUUGAUAGAUUCCGAGAAUCCUAUGGGCUGUCGACUACGGCAGUGAAGAAA